GAUUAGAGGGCAUUCCAACUGAAAGCCAUGUGGUCAGGGCUGCUUCUGGAAAAUAUUUUUAUUUUACGGUGUUGAACGUUUUCAUCGGAGUUACUUUAGGUGGAACCUUGUUCCAAACAUUCAAGCAAGUUCAGGAUAAACCGAAAGAUGUUGUGAUCUUGCUAGCUAAAAGUCUUCCAGGAAAUGCUACUUUUUUCUUGACCUAUGUCGCACUGAAAUUUUUUAUCGGCUACGGCCUUGAGCUGUCCCGGAUAAUUCCUCUUAUUAUCUACCAUUUGAAGAAAAAAUUUCUAUGCAAGACUGAAGCUGAGUUAAAACAAGCUUGGGCUCCUGGAGAUCUUUCUUAUGCAACAAGAAUUCCCAGUGACAUGCUUAUUGUCACAAUUGUUUUCUGUUAUUCUGUUAUUGCUCCUCUUAUCAUCCCUUUUGGUGCUCUCUAUUUUGGCCUCGGAUGGCUCGUAUUGCGAAAUCAGGCACUCAAAGUAUAUGUACCAGCAUAUGAAAGUUAUGGAAGAAUGUGGCCGCACAUAAACAACCGUAUAAUAGCAGCUUUGAUAUUGUACCAGAUAACCAUGUUUGGGUACUUUGGGGUGCAGAAAUUCGUCUAUGCACCAUUAUUGCUUCCUCUUCCAAUAAUGUCGAUAUUAUUCGGCUUUGUUUGCGCGAAAAGAUUUUAUCCGUCUUUCCAAAAUCAAUCACUUGAGGUUGCAGCAGCUUCGGCGCUUAAGGGAGUUCCAAACAUGGAAUUGAUGUUCAGGGCUUUCAUUCCACCAAGCUUGAGUUCUGAGAAAAUCGACGAUGAUCAGUUCGAAGAUUUUGAAGAUGCGCGGUCUCAAGUUUCAAGAUCAACAUCAUUUGUUUGAUGUGGUUUUAGUUGUGCAGCAGCCUUGUGUAGUAUAAUGUUUUUAGAUAUUGUUGAUAACAAGUUUUAGGAAUCAGGGAGUGUUUGUGAAUGUGAUUAUGUUAAGUUGAGAUUUGUUGGUUUGAAAAUACUAUUGUACACUGUUUGUUCCACUUGUAAUAGAUGUGAAGUGUUUUGAUGUUUAUAA
Messenger RNA from Vicia villosa (hairy vetch), 1049 nucleotides. RefSeq names its product CSC1-like protein ERD4. Gene Ontology annotation, molecular function: calcium-activated cation channel activity. The record is from RefSeq and is a predicted model, not a curated record. The coding region runs from base 369 to 863 and encodes 164 amino acids. Gene Ontology annotation, cellular component: plasma membrane. Lineage: Eukaryota; Viridiplantae; Streptophyta; Magnoliopsida; Fabales; Fabaceae. The transcript has 3 exons.